Molecule: messenger RNA, 813 nt
Organism: Micromonas commoda
Lineage: Eukaryota; Viridiplantae; Chlorophyta; Mamiellophyceae; Mamiellales; Mamiellaceae
Exons: 1
Coding region: 1-813 (270 amino acids)
Source: RefSeq, a predicted model, not a curated record
AUGGAGCCGGUCGUGCUGGAUCUGCCCGAUGAGUACAAGUCGUCGCGCGAGAACACCCCGUUCGUGGUCGUCGUCGGGUGGGUCGGCGCUAAGGACAGGAACGUGAAGAAAUACACAGACGAGCUCCGAGCCAUGGGUUGCGUCACGCUCCGCAGCAUCCAAGGCACGUGGGACUGCUUCUCGCCGUUCGCAUCCGGUCGUCGCAAGUUCGCGAGGAGGUUGCUCACGAAGGCUCGCGAAGCACGAGCCGAGUUGGGCAUGUCAAAGUCCCCGCUGUACCUGAUGUUCAUGUCCAACGGCGGAUGCUGGUCGCACGCGACGAUGACGCAGUGCGGUAUGCUGGAGCCCGGGGGAGAGUUCGAGGACCUGGGCCCUCACCUGAAAGGAAGGGUGUUCGACAGUUCGCCCGCCAAGAUGACCCUGAGGAACGGCCCGAAGGUCGUCUGCGUUUCGAUGGGCGUGCGCAACACGGCGGCCCGAGCCGUCGUGCACGCGCUGUUCUACGUCUACGGGGUCGUGGCUUUCCUUCUCGUCGUCGCGGCGACGGGGUCGACGACCAUGCACAUUGACGAGUUUUGGAGAACCUGCGCAUCGGCGCCUCGAACGUGCAGGGAGCUCUACCUCUACAGCGACGCCGACGAGAUUACCGACCCGCGGCCGCUGAGCGAGCUCAUAGCCGCGAGGAAAUGCACGGGGAGUUCCGAGGAGGGGUGCGACAUCGUCGAGGUGCGGUGGAAAGAUUCGAGGCACUGCGCGCACCUCGUCGACGAGCGGGACGAGUACCUCGACGCGCUUCGCGGGUUCAUCGUCUAA